Serpula lacrymans var. lacrymans S7.9 is the source of this 753-nucleotide messenger RNA. RefSeq lists its product as uncharacterized. The coding region runs from base 1 to 753 and encodes 250 amino acids. The transcript has a single exon. Lineage: Eukaryota; Fungi; Basidiomycota; Agaricomycetes; Boletales; Serpulaceae. The record is from RefSeq and is a predicted model, not a curated record.
AUGCUUCCGGAAGACUGGUCGAUAUUUCAACGAUAUACACGCCGUGUCCGGACAUUCGAGUUCGAUAUCGGCGACUCGCGCGCACCAGACGUCUAUCGGGCAUUGAGCUUCCUUCCAACCUCUUCUCCCUUGUUUCCCCACCUGCAACGGGUUAUCGUUCGUGGUAGUGAUAACAGUAAAAUCUCGGAUGAAGUGCUUCACUUUGUUUGCUUGCUGUUUGGACAAAAACUCGUUCAUAUCGACCUAGGGAUGGAACGUGCUGAACCACCACAACUGUCUCUUUUUAUGAACUUAGGAAACACGUGCCCCUUUAUUAAAACUGCAUCCUUUGGGCUCAUCGCUGACUCGCCAAGUGCGGUGGAUGCCCUUUCAGGGGCAGUAUGCUGCUGGGACCAUUUGGAAGAACUGAAUUGCAACUUCUUAAACGAGAAAGCCAUAUGUCACCUUGCGGGUUUAAACUCCUUGAGGUCUCUCACUUUUCGUGUCCCUUCUUCCCAAAUGGCUACAUACCAGGGCUUCGAUUAUCCAGACGAUAAGCCGAUGCUUUCAAAUCUCCAAGUGCUUGACCUACGGUUCGGAAAUUCAUUGCCUGUUUGUGCCACUUUCAUCUCCAUCAUCCGCUCAGUGCCCCAACGAAUUCACCUAUCGUUCAACAUCCUGAACCCCCCUCAUCUAUGCAAGAUAUUUUCUGUCCGACUCAAACCUUCUGCAAAUGUACCCCUAGUCGAAAUGUUUGCAUUAGAUAUAGGAUGA